Messenger RNA from Pseudozyma hubeiensis SY62, 1224 nucleotides. RefSeq lists its product as hypothetical. The coding region runs from base 1 to 1224 and encodes 407 amino acids. Lineage: Eukaryota; Fungi; Basidiomycota; Ustilaginomycetes; Ustilaginales; Ustilaginaceae. The transcript is spliced from 2 exons. The record is from RefSeq and is a predicted model, not a curated record. Gene Ontology annotation, molecular function: protein binding.
AUGACUUUGAUGCUUGUGAGCGUCUGCUGUUCCGGCGACAAGAGCCAGCAGGAGAAUGCUGAGCUGGAUAGCGAGCAGACUCGGCAAGGGACUGUCUUCGUCCAACUCGAGUUUAAAAACUCUGAUGACUACCCCGAACAGGCCUUCGUGAGCAACGACGCCAGCAUGGAAAUAGUAUUGUCAAUGAACGUCAAAGGCACAUGUCGUUCUUUCACCGUUUGGGAAGCAGAAGCCCGGUUCCAGAAACAGAACGGCCGCUCUUUCGACGAUGGAAUCUACAAAAUUUGGAGCCUUGAUCCUAAAUCCAAGACCAUGCGAGAUCUCCGAUUUGCUGCAGGAUCGCGCUGCAGCGCUGCCGUCACUAUCAUAGGCUACCCAAAUAACGACACGAGCGAGCGCAGUGAAAACCAGAUCACACCAAUCAUGCAGGAACCGAAGCUGCCGCUCAACUCCCUGGCUCACCUGAUCACCUCGUCGGAUACAGACUGCAUAAGACUUGCUCCAACAGUCCCCGCCGACGAGAAGCGCACUCUACGAGCACACAUGAAGACCUUGUGUAACGCCAGCAGCUACUUUGACAGUCUUCUGCGAUCCGGAUUUUCCGAAGCUGAGUCCCUUCGCCGUUGUGUCCAACUUAGCGGCAGCUCCGAGACAGGAGAAGGGAGCUCUUCCUCAGAUGGUCUUUCGACCACGAAGAAGGACUCAACGUCAGAUCUUAUACGGAAAAGCUUCUCGCCAGUCCUUCAAGUGCCAGACAUGAGCUAUAGCGAGCUCGAAACAUUGCUCUUCUAUGUCCACACAGGUGUGGCUGCUUUUGCCCGGCGCGAUCGCUCUUUCAGAGGGGUUAGAAGUGCCUCCUCCCUCGACAAUACUUCCACAGCUACCUCUCAAGACAACAAGAGGAAACGCUCUGACUCAAGCGAAGGCGACGGCCCGUGGUGGAAAGAAUGCCUCGAUCCGGCUAAUGCAUUCGACAUGUAUCGCAUUGCCGACAAGUACGGCAUCUUGGGCUUGCGCCAAAAAGCGCUUGGACAUAUCCGUUCAGAACUCAAGACGACAAGGCCCGAUCCUGUGCAGUUCUUGGAGGACUUGAAGCUGCACAAAGAGAUCGCGCUGUUCCCCGAGAUCUACGAUCUUUAUCAAGAAGCGUUCAUGCGGAAAGACGAAAGUGUCCUACUACAAGUCUGGAAAGAUUAUAUGUCGACGCUUGCCAUCGACCGUUAG